Molecule: messenger RNA, 806 nt
Organism: Danio rerio (zebrafish)
Lineage: Eukaryota; Metazoa; Chordata; Actinopteri; Cypriniformes; Danionidae
Gene: fgf23
Product: fibroblast growth factor 23
Cellular component (GO): extracellular region
Molecular function (GO): growth factor activity
Source: RefSeq, marked provisional
CUUUACGCGCUCUGUCAAGAUGCGUUGCGCACUUUCCAACCUGCACAUGCUGCAUUCAUCCGUCCUCGCGCUGUGGUUCACGGCUCUCCAGGGACUCAGACCUGCAGAUGCGGCCCCCAAUCCUUCUCCGCUGCUGGGCUCCAACUGGGGGAACCCGCGGAGAUACAUCCACCUUCAGACCACUUCAGACUUAAACAACUACUACCUGGAGAUCAGCCCGAGUGGACACGUGCGCAAAACUACAAAUCGGGGCUCAUACAGUGUAAUCUUAUUGAAAACAGAAAGCAGAGACCGUCUGGCGAUAUUUGGAGUGAAAAGUAACCGGUUUUUGUGCAUGGAUACAGGAGGAACCCUUUUCACAUCUACGAUCUGCAAUAAGGAAGACUGUCUUUUCCACCACAAACUGUUGGAAAACCAUCGUGAUGUGUAUUACUCCACUAAACACAGCAUACUGCUUAAUCUGGACGGGGACAAACAGGCGUUUAUAGCGGGACAAAACCUCCCUCAGUCGUCUCUCUUCUUGUCGGAGAAGAACACGGUUCCGCUGGAGCGCCUGCAGCAUCGGGAGCGCAGGAACCGGCAGGUGAACCCAACAGACCCGCUGAACGCGCUCCGGUACGCGGAGGAGUCUGAUUCCAGAGCCGCGCAGGAGGAUGAUGGAGACAUGGAUUUUGAGCCCUCAGAAGGUCAAAACAUCUCUAGAGAAACCCUUGUUUCCCCUUCCGAUGAUGAUCCAUGGGAUCUUCUGCACGACACGAGCCCUGGAAGUCCUCGGAUUGCAGCAAUUGUCGGAUAAAUCCGCCAAA